AUGGCCUCAGACAUAUCUCACGACGCGGCCGCGAUCCCGGCAAGCGAGCUCGCCGUUAAGCUCCAAGUGAUCUCGCCUUCUGUCGGCGUCAACCGCCCACUGCUCUUCCCUGACCUCGCGGCUUCCACUACGGUGAAGGCGCUCAAAGCCAAGAUUCGCGAUGCCCUGCCGCUACAACCCCCCGACGAGUAUCAGCGCCUGAUCCAUCGUGGAAGGGCACUCGUCCGAGACACAGAAACCCUCUUGGAGAUAUUCGGCGAGGACACUAUUCGUUCCAAUGAACAGCAAACGAUGCACUUGGUGGUCAGAGACAUGAACCAUACACAAGUCCCGCCUGCACCGGUCACAACGACGAAUCUCCCGCCCCAAAACCCUGCGCCGAUUCCGAGAGCGACCAUACCAAUACAGCCCACGCCGACCUUCCCCAGGAGGAACCCCGUGCAGCCCGCCCUGGGCCCGACUCCUGGACCCGAACCAGCACGCUGGCGCACCGAACACGAGCGAGUCAUCCAGGCCCAAUACCGUGCUCUCCAGAGACAGGCGUCAAGGCCUCCUGCAGGUGGCCGUGAUAGUCCAGCGCCGCUUGGUCACUUUCGCGAGAGUGUCGGCCACAAUGGCCAGACAUACCAGGUCGAGACUAUUGUGCGAGGUCCGGCGGACGCAGGACUCACCCCGGCGGACGUCCAGAACGUCCUUCGCAGGGUCGACAUGUCGCAAGCCACGGCCACCUUGCACAGUGCCAUGCGUAGACCAGCUUCGGGCCCCUCGCUGCACCAAUUGUACAACCGACCCUUGAACCCGGCCGGUACGACUCCAAGCGGGCGUGCAACGCCAGACCCGACAGCGCGGUCGGUGAGUGGGAGCAGCAGCAACCCCGGGGGACAGGGGAGGCCGAACGUCGAUGUGUACAUCCUAUCGUCGCCUGAAGGGCCUCGAGGGAUCCUCGUCAACAACCACACAUCUGAGACGUACUAUACACCACGCCUCGAGAACCAGCCCAACCAGUCUGGGCUGCGUAACAUGUUUUACCCAGUUGGAUCUGCGCCUCCAACACCGGGACAGCCCCAGCCCACACCAACGCAAGCUCCAGACCAAGGCCAACAGCAACAGGCCCCUCAACCGCAAGCAGCGCCGCAACUUCAGGAUGGUCAGGCUGAUAGGGACAACCCGCAAGAACCUGGCAUCCCACCAUGGCUCAUAUGGCUAGUGCCCCACCUGUGGCUGCUCUUCCGCCUGUGCGUAUUUGUAUUCUUCUUCACGUCCUCGUCCACCAGCUGGUCGCGCUGGCUAUCCGUGGUAGGGACAGCCGUCGCUAUCUUCAUUUUCAGCACGGGCGCCUUGACAAACGUUGCUCAGGCAGCGUGGCGGCCUAUUGCUCAGCAUCUAGAGGGACUGCUGCCCAGGAUUGAGAGGAGAGACGCCGCACAAGGUGGUCCGCAGGGACAGCAACAGCGGCAGCAAGGCGAAGCGCAGGACCCCAACACUCGGGACAUGGCUGCGCGACUAGUAGCGCAACGUGACAGAGAUAGCGUCUUUCGGCAAAUAGAGCGGGCCAGCCUGCUGUUUCUGGCGAGCAUUGCACCCGGUGUGGCAGAGGGACACAUUGCCAAUCUGGAAGCUGAAGCCCGCGCAGAGCGCCAAAGGCUGGAGGCGGAAGCAGAAGCUGCCAGAAGGCAGUUGGAAGAGCAGACAUCCGCAGCAGAAGAGGCUGCAGAUGUGAACACAGACACGCAAGGCGAAGGCGAAGACGGGUACGGUACUGAGAGAUCUGAAUUCGCCGAACAUCAGCAGCAGCCAGCGACCCAAGCGAACCCAAUCACGACAUGA
Molecule: messenger RNA, 1827 nt
Organism: Emericellopsis cladophorae
Lineage: Eukaryota; Fungi; Ascomycota; Sordariomycetes; Hypocreales; Bionectriaceae
Exons: 2
Coding region: 1-1827 (608 amino acids)
Biological process (GO): endoplasmic reticulum unfolded protein response
Source: RefSeq, a predicted model, not a curated record